UCAUACAAGAUCAUCAACUUCGCCCCCACCCUGCUUCAGAUAAUCGUGUCGGAGCAGGUGGAUUUUCCUGUUCGCCAGGCAGCGGCCAUCUACCUGAAGAACAUGGUGAGUCAGUACUGGCAGGACAGGGAGCCCUCUCUGGGGGAAGUGGUCUUUCCCUUCAACAUCCACGAGAACGACCGGCAGCAAAUCAGAGACCACCUAGUGGAGGGUAUCAUCCGCUGUCCUGAGUCAAUACGUUCGCAGCUGACCAUGUGUCUGCGAGUUGUCAUCAAACACGACUUCCCAGGCCGCUGGACAGCCAUAGUGGAUAAGAUCGGCGCGUACCUGCAGUCUCAGAGCAGCGGCAGCUGGUACGGCAGCCUGCUGGCUCUCUACCAGCUGGUCAAAACAUACGAGUACAGGAAGGCGGAUGAGAGGCAACCAUUGUUGGCAGCAAUGCAGAUCUUUCUGCCGAGGAUUCAGCAGCUCAUCAGCCAGCUGCUGGCCGACGCCACCAUCUUCUCUGUCCUCAUCCAGAAACAGAUCCUUAAGACCUUUCACGCUCUCGUACAGGUGUGUGUGCGUGUGCAUGUGUUCAUGUGUGUUUUUUUUUAGCUUGACUUGAUUCAGAAGCGUAAUGUCUUAAGACCUGUUCUUGGGAAUAUCUUUAUGAAGAAAUGAGUGCUGUCAAAAGAUCAAAAAUAUUUAAUCGGAUUAAUCACAAGUUUAAAAGGAACAUAUUUAUUUGUAGUUUAAUUUUUUGUUGGUGGAAAGACAAAUGCAGGUAUGGAAGAAUGAGAUGCUAGAAGCAGUUAGAUCAAGAUUUUUAUUUUAUUUGUUACUUUUCACUUGAGUUUUUCUGAGCAAAAAUGUCUCAGGGAGUAUUGACCAAAACAUCGAUAAUAAAUUAUAUAAUAAAAAUAAUUGCUGCAU
Messenger RNA from Notothenia coriiceps (black rockcod), 915 nucleotides. Its product is annotated as importin-8-like. Lineage: Eukaryota; Metazoa; Chordata; Actinopteri; Perciformes; Nototheniidae. Gene Ontology annotation, cellular component: cytosol; nuclear envelope. The annotation marks the transcript as partial. Gene Ontology annotation, biological process: protein import into nucleus. Gene Ontology annotation, molecular function: small GTPase binding. The transcript is spliced from 4 exons. The record is from RefSeq and is a predicted model, not a curated record.